AUGAGAAAAAUUUUUAAUUUUCACAUUUUUGUGAAUAAAAAAAAAACAGUUUUUUGUAGCAACUUAAAGAGUAGAUUUUAUAGCAACACGAUAAUAAAAAAUGAAGAGAAAUUGCUUAAUAGAAAUAUAAGUGAAACAAAAGAAAAUGACCAUUAUGAAAAUUAUUUAAACGAUUUGCAUAAAAAUAAGUUAUUAAGUAAUGCAAAAAAUAAAGAUAAUGAAAAUGAACAAAGGAAAAAAAAAGAUAAAAAGAGUUUAAAAGAAGAAUUACAUAAAACGAGUUUUUUAGAAUAUAGUUUUAAAACAGAUAUAUAUUUAAAAUUGAAUGAAUUAAAAAUUAUUAAUCCUACACAAAUUCAAAAGUGUGUGAUACCAUUAUUAUUAAAUUUCAAAAAUAAAUGUAGCUCCGAAGAAAAUAAAAUAAUAACAUAUAAAAAUAAAAAUAUAUACAAUGAUAUACUAAAGAAUAAAAUAAAUAUAAAUGAGUAUUUAAAAAAUGAUUUAAAUAUUAAAAAGAAUUUUUAUGAUGUUAAUAAAUAUAAAUUUCUUGAUAACAGUGCAUCAGAAUAUGAAGAUACAAAAAAAGAGGAGGAUUAUAUUGAUGAAAAAAAAUGUUUUAAUGAUGUAUAUCUUAUUAUUAGUCCUGAUAAUAGUGGAAAAACAUUAAGCUAUUUUCUUCCAAUUCUUCAUAAUUUUUAUUUGAAUAAUGAAAAAAUAAUGAAAAAUUUAUCGAACUUUUAUAAUUUUUUAAACAAAAAUAAUUAUAAGAAAUUUAAAAAUAAGAUUUUUCGUAAAAAAGAAAGAUUAAGAUUUCUUAAAAAUAAAGAAAAUAUGUUUUUUGGUAUAACAUAUGAAAAAUAUAAAAUAAAUAAUAGAUAUAUAAAUAUAAGAAAAUAUAAUAAUUACAAUAUUAAUAAUUAUUUUAAAAAUAAAAAAAAUAAUAUACUGAACUGUUUGAAACAUAAAAAAAAUAUUUUUUUCCCUUAUGCUAUAAUUUUAACUAACACAAGAGAAUCAGCUUUUGAACUUUUUUCUUUUUUGAAAAAAUUUGAUAUUAAUAUUGAAUUAUUAAGUGGAGGUUAUUUAAAUAAAAAAAAGUCAAUUAAAAAACAUCAUAUGGGUCUAGUUUUAGGUAAUAAUAAUAAUUUGAAUUCAGAAGAGAUAGAUGAUAGGAGUGCAAGAAAUAGCGAAUUUUUAAAUAAUUAUGAUCUCUUAAAAAAAAUAAAAAGAAAUAAAAAUAAUAGUAAAAAUAUUAUAAAUUAUAAUAUUGAUAUUUUAAUAGGAACUCCUGAUAAAAUUUUUGAAAAAGUAGAAAAUUAUAAAAACAAACAUUUAUAUAAUUUUAAAUUUUUAAAAUAUGUUGUUAUAGAAGAAGCUGAAACCUUAUGUAAUGUGUUUAAUGAAAAAAAAUUGCAACUAAUAUUUAAUCAUAUAAAAAAUUAUACAAAUAUGUAUUAUUUUCAAGGAGAUGUGUCUAAUACUGAUAUUAUGUUUGAAAAAUUCAAUUUUGAUAAUCAAGAAAAAAUUAAAAAAAUGAAACAAAAUGAAAUAGAAAAUGAUGAAAUAAAAAAUGAUGAAAUAAAAAAUGAUGAAAUAAAAAAUUUGGAAAAUAAUAAUUUAAAUAAAAAAAAAAAUAUAAAUGAAAAUAUUUUGAGACAAAAUGAGAGCGACAUAUAUUUAGAAGAAAUGGAUAAUAAUAGUAAUCAAAAUGAAAUCGUAGAUAAUUGUAAUGAAAUGAACAAAGAAUAUAAUAAAAGUAUGAAGAGUGAAGAAAUAUCGAAUAAUAGUGGUAAUAUAGUAAGUAAUUUUAAAAAUUCUAAUGAAAAUCAAAAUGCAAAUAAUUCAGAAAAAAAAAAUAAAGAAUAUAUAAAUAACUUAGAAAAUUUUUAUUUUAAAAAUAAUGCUAAUAAUAAUGAAAAUGGAAAUAUAAAACAAAUUAACACUAAGGAAAAUGUAAAAAAUACAUUGAAUUCAAAUAUACCCAUAACAAUAUUUGUAUCACCUACAAAAACUGUUGCAAUUAGUGAAUUUUUAAAUAAUAAUAUAAAAAGUAAAUACAUUCAGCAUAUUAUAAAUAUUAAUAGUCAUAAUAUUAACAAUUAUAUUAAACAUAUUUUUAUUAAUAGUAAAAAUAAAGAAAAAAUUUCUUUACUACUUGAAAUGCUUGAUAGUAAAGAAGUAAAUAAGUAUAAAGUUUCUAAUCAUUCUCACUUUUUAAACAAAUACGUAAUAUUUUGUAAUACUAAAAGGAGUGUCUUAAAUUUAAAAAAUAUUUUAACAGAAUUAAAAUAUAAUGUUAGCUAUAUUUAUAAUGAGAUGAAUUAUAAAGAGAGAACCAGGAAUUAUAGAGAAUUUAAAAAAAACAAAACAAAUAUUUUAAUAUGUACAAAUAUACUAAGCAGGGGAGUGCAAUUUGAAAAUGUCAAAAUAAUUAACUAUGAUAUUAGUAAUAAUAUAAAUGAUUACAUUUAUAAAUCAAGCAAAGUCACUUUUAAUUCAAAUAGUACAGAUAACUCUUUGACAACUUUUUUUAAUAAAAAAAAUGCAAGUUUAGUUAAUGAUAUAUUAGAAAGAACAGUUGAUAAAAAACAAAUAAUGUUUCAAAAUUUAAAUAAAAAAGUUAGUAAAAUGCUAAAAUUACAAAGUAAUUAUUAUGAUAUUAUAAAGAAAAAAAAAAAAUUCAAGAAAAAAGGAGGAAGGAAAGCAAUGAAAAUAUCUCCAAGAAGAAAUUGUUUAAGUAAGAAAAAUAAAAUAUUUUCAAAGAAGUUGUAUUUUUAUCACAAAAUGGAUAUUGAACGAAAAAGAUUAAUAAAAAAAGGAAUAUUGAAACCUCAUGAAAAAAUACCAAGAUAUCCAAAUAGAAAAGCAGAAGUAUAUGAUAGUAAUGAAUAUAAUUCUGUAAAUAAAUUAGACGAUGGAUCUCUGCAAAUUCUAGCAAAAAAGAGAAAAACUAAAAAGAAUAAAAUUGAGGAAGAAACAAAAUAUGAAGAAGACACUAUCGUUUUAGAUAAUAUGCCUACAUAUGAAGAAGAAUCAAAAAUAAAAGAAAAGAAACAUCAAAAAAAAACUUACUUUUAA
Molecule: messenger RNA, 3078 nt
Organism: Plasmodium gallinaceum
Lineage: Eukaryota; Apicomplexa; Aconoidasida; Haemosporida; Plasmodiidae
Product: RNA helicase, putative
Exons: 1
Coding region: 1-3078 (1025 amino acids)
Biological process (GO): maturation of LSU-rRNA from tricistronic rRNA transcript (SSU-rRNA, 5.8S rRNA, LSU-rRNA)
Cellular component (GO): nucleolus
Source: RefSeq, a predicted model, not a curated record